AUGGUUUGUGGGCAAGUCCCCAGGUGCCGCAGGCUUUGUCGCCCUCGUCCCUUCCUUCUGGCCUUAGUGGUGGCCAUCUGUCUGUUCUGCCAGACCUUGACUCCGCUCAUGACCAGCAGCAUCCUUUCGGCAGUCAUGAAUGGGAUUGCACCCAACAAACUGACUAAAACACAGCAAGGAAGAUACAAGGACGUCUCCCCAAGCACCACUCACUGCUUCCUCCCCGGCAGUCAUCCGCAGACCGUGAAAAAGAUCAACGACUCCAUUCUCCAGUACUUUGGAAGCCGUACAAGAAGAGCGCUUCUGUACGCACCUCCUGCCCACCGUGAAACCGACCGUCAGCUCUGCCAGCGCAUCCUGGCAAAACAUGGAUAUACAGUCACAGUCCUUGAAAACAGGAGACUGAUGGAAGAUCCCAGCCUUGGAGGCCCUUAUCACAGUCAUGUAAGCCCUUGGGAUCUUUUGAUCUGCUUAUCUUCCAGAAAAAAUGAUGAUACCGGCUGCAUUCAGAUAGAAGACUUGCAUCAUCUAGAGUUAUUCCAGAAGGUAAACCUACUUCCAGAAAUACAGCAUUUCCUUUGCAGAAAAGAGGGAUUAUGCCAGAUAACAAAAGCCUUUUCAGACCUGCAGCUGCCAGUCAUCACCCCAGAGUGCUCCGGCCAGCCUGGGCUGCCAAGGGCCAGCGCCGCAAGCAGCGUGCCCCAGGUCGGCGGCAGGACAGACAAGACACAUUCUGCCCAUCUGCAGUCCUGGUGGGAGCAGAGCAGGAGCACGCAGCUGAAUCAGGUAUCAGCUUCACCAGACCACAAGGAUAUCCUUCAAGCUCAAGACUUUUCUGUCAUCAUUAAAGCAUAUGUGCUUGUGACAUCCUUAACACCUCUGAGGGCAUUCAUUCAUUCAACCGCCACUGUCUGGCAUCCACCCAAGAAGAAGCACUUUUCUGUAAAGCUGCAAAGGUUUUUUGAGAUAUUCUUCAAAAGCAGUUCUCCGCAGCAAGCCUUCAACAACAUGAAGGAAGCUAUAAGCAAACUUCUACUUAUAACUGAGGUCUUCAGUGAAUCAUCUGCCUCAGGACCAAAUUCUUUCAAUCAAUGCAGACAAUGUUUUCAAAUGCUAACCUUUGACAUUGGAUUCAGCACUUCCAUAUACCCAGUAGUUCUUGAGGUGCACGAAAACUUUGACUUUCAAGAUGAGGAUGAAUCAAAUAUUCAGGACCAAAGUUUCAAAGAAUUUCUUUUUGAAGAUACUUUUAAAUUUCUCUUAUCUAAUGAAUCCUCAACAUCCAGUUUCAUAGAAGCUUUACAAAAAAUAUAUGGCUCAGCUGUGAGCAAGGAUGGAACUUACCACAAAGAAGAUGAGCAAUGUUUGUCUUUGGAAGAGAUAAAUUCAAUGAUUACUUUCAUAAAGGAGCUGAAGAGUCUUGGACAAUUUGAGCUGCUUUUCCCUUCUGCUGCACCCAAGAUUCAAACUUUACUGCACGACCUUUAUCACAUGGUAGACCCAAUGAGGCGGCUUGGUUCAGUCCUGACUGUGCAUUGGUUGCUUUCCAGUUUACUUGAACAAUUCCAGUUCAUGACUAAAGAGACGCAUACAAAUCUUUCGGAAUGGAGAAGCAAGAAGAACUCUAGAAACUCAUCUCAAGCUAUAAUGAAAUGGUUACAGCCUAGGAAUCCCUCUCAAGAAAAUGCGAGUCCUAAGCAGAACGUUCCUUCUGACUUCAGGAAGAAUCAUGAAGCAUUACAUUAUUCCAGUAAGACUAAAGAAAGACGAUGCAGUUAUGAUAAAGAUACCCUAUCUCAUAUCAGGCAGAUCUUCACCAGUCCACAGCUGGACCUGAAUCCUCAGUUUAACCCAAAGAUCAGAGAAUACUAUGCAGAAGUCCCAUUCGACAUGGUGACAGUGAAGAUAGGAGCAGAACCCUCUAACUGUCAAUGCCAAGUACAUCUUGACGAGAAGAAAGGGCCAAGCAUUGCUAACUAUCCCCUUGGCCUUGGAUUGAACAAAGUCAUCAUUCUCGUAACAGAUGAUUCGCAGCCCAGUCCUCAGGUUGUGAGCAGCUACAAAAUCACAAUUUAUCGCGAGGACCGCCCUAGUCUGCCAUUGUUUGAUGACUAUAUGAUGUGUGGGUUUGUGCAGGACUGUGGCUCUCGAAUUCGACCAGAGGAGUCCUGUGGCUUGCAGCCUCUGUCUCAUGAAUACCUCUCAGCAAUUUCACAGACGGUGUUUAAGACCUGUGAAGCUGGAGACACCAAAGGGCAGUGGAUUGUCCCUUGCCUCAGCUGCUCUGACAACAGGACCUGUGACUGGAGAGAAAUAACGUGGCAGCCCCACGGCACCGCCCGGGCGGGCGGAUACGCUGUGCUAGCCAAGCCCCAGCUCCAGCGCUGCGUGGAGGGCAGAAGGAUUCUUUUUAUAGGUGACUCAACUAACAGAGGGAUGAUGUACUAUCUCAUAGAAAGAGUGAAUAAGACUCUUCAGGAAUGGCAAAAGACUCAUGAUGUCAAAUGUUAUAAUAAUAUCAAUGAGGGGAAAACCUUCAUCAGUUACUCCUACUACCCCCAGUUUUGGAUGAACGCAAGCCAGAGACCAACUUUUGAAAAAGCGCUAGAACAGCUGCUGCAGAGAUCGCGGCCCCUGGAGAAUACAGACCAGACCGUAUUAAUUGUAGGUGGCGUUCAGUGGCUUAAUUCCAAUCACCUGCAAAUUAUCCAAAAGGUGUUGAACAGGGAAAAUCUAUCAAAUAUCCUGGUAAUUAUCAAAUCCAUAGGGAUGGGCUUUCACCUCCCAGUGGAUGGAAUACAUUCUCUAUCACAGGCAGAAGUGCAAAACUUGUGGAAUGAAAACUUGGUUAUUCUGGAUACAGCAAAAAAUUUCGGCUAUGAAGUUGUUGACACCUUUGUCAUCACCAUGGGACGUUACAAAGAAUUCCUGCAAGGGAAGUGUGGCUGCAAUUUCCAUGAGGUGGUGAAAUCCAAUCCCUCUGAAGAAAGUCCACACAUAACAAUGACGUUAUCAAGGCACUACACACUGGGGAAAUAUUUCGGCAGUAAAAGCAAGCCAUCACAACUGCAGGACUAUGCAACAAAUUCUCAGUCCCCAUAUCAUGUCCGAGGUCCAAUAAAUCAAGUUUAUUCUGAAAUCCUUCUCAGCAGGCUCUGUGCAAGCAAGAGGGAGCUUGUCAGCACAUAG
Messenger RNA from Egretta garzetta (little egret), 3189 nucleotides. It is a transcript of the gene CPED1, whose product is annotated as cadherin like and PC-esterase domain containing 1. Lineage: Eukaryota; Metazoa; Chordata; Aves; Pelecaniformes; Ardeidae. The record is from RefSeq and is a predicted model, not a curated record.